GUAAUGAAUUCAAUCUCUCUCCCUCUCUCUUCGUCUCACGUUCUCCAUGGAUUCACCGUCCCCUUCACGCAUAGGCAAAUCCUAUAAGCAUCAGCCCAGAACUUUGACCGCAAGAUCAUUAGAGAAAUCGAUCGCCGGAAAAUCUUGCUCCAUAUGCCUCUCCGCCAUGGAGCACCGCCGAGCAGCGGUGGUGAUACCCUGCACGCACUCCUACUGCGUCGGCUGCAUCCGCAAAUGGAGUAAUUUCAAGCGCAAGUGCCCUCUUUGCAACGCCGACUUCGAUUCCUGGUACUGUAACUUCAGUCCCUCUUCUCAAGCAUUCCAGAAAGAAAAAUUGUCAGCUCCAACGGACGAAAAAGGCUUCAUUCUGCAGGAAAUUUACGCCAGACGACGACGUCGUUUACUUGAACGCCAAAGAUUAAUCAGAAGAUCCAGAGGAGAGUUUAAUGCUUUAAGCUUGAGAACAAGGCCAUUGCCAAGGCUGCGAUCAUUUGGGCAACGACGUGAUGAGCAUCCUGAUGUCAUUUCUGAAAGAGUUCUCCGGUGGCGUGCCAGCAUAUACAGACAGCAGUUGCAAGCUGUUCCAUUUUCUUCCAAGAAUUGUCUCACGGCGCAAUUAAUGGGAAGCUAUGAUGUGAAAAGAGUAUUACUACAGAGAAUAGAACCCUGGAUAAGGAGGGAGCUGCAUGCUAUUCUUGAAGAUCCGGAUCCUUCUGUGAUUGUCCAUGUUGUAACCUCACUUUUUAUUUCCACAUAUCAACAAGAGCAACAUUGUCCUUUGGGACAACUUGGAGUUCAUAAUGAUUUUCUUGCACCUCUGCGACCUUUCCUGCAUGAAAGAACAGAGAUGUUUUGGCAUGAACUCAGAUGCUUUGCAGAAAGCUCAUUCUGUAUGGAUGCUUAUGAUUGUAUAGUGAAGUACAAAAGGUUGGUUGAAUAACAUCAUUGGAGUGGCUGAUUUGCUUCUCUAGAGCUGUGUGCUGGCUAGGUUGACAGCAAAGAGAAAUGCAUGCCCUCUAGGAAUUUAAGACAAGUUUUGUGAAGAACUGCAUGGUGAUGGUCAUUGUGGGCGGAUCUCCAGUUAAAGUCCUCAGCAGUAGACAUCCUAUUUUCAGUGAAAGUUGUCCAAAAGAUGCUGGCAGUUUCGGCUACAGGCAUUGAUUUCUUGGGGAUUUAGAGCUGCUGACUGAGAAGGUAAGAUAUAUCAGAUUUUCGAAAAGUUUUCUUUGUUUAGACAUGCCCAACAAAGUUGAAGUGGUCAACAGUGUUGAUCCUGUAAAGGUCUGUCAAAGAUGCAGAGGAAAGCUGGCAAUAUUUUUUGUCAAGCUGUUGAUUGACCAAAUCUGCGUACUGUAUAUCUGCAACUUCAACCAGAAAUCUCUUGGGGAAAAAUGAUACAGAAUGGCUUACAAGGUUUUCAAGUGGCCGGUCUGCAUGCCAUAUGUUAGCUGCAUCUGAAGUCUGCCAUUUCAACCAGAAACCUCCUAGCAAAAAAUGAUGCACACUUGCUCUUGAAGUUCCCCAAAUAUAUAUAUAUCCCAAAAAGUUCAUUGGGGAAAAUAUCCCUGGAAGAAAGAAAGAAAGUCUUUAAAUUCUUCGCUCCGCCUUAAGUCGGAAGGCCAUGGGAAUGUAUCAUUUUUGCUCUAGUUAUAUGAAUUGAGCACACAAGAAUGUACUAUUUACUGUGUGCUUAAUGUAUCUUGGAACAUUUAGAACUUGUAAAGAAUUGAGGUAAAAUGUGGCUCUGUACUCCAUAGUUUAGGAUGUACUUCUUACAAAUUUUAAGAG
Messenger RNA from Coffea eugenioides, 1788 nucleotides. Its product is annotated as E3 ubiquitin-protein ligase Topors. The record is from RefSeq and is a predicted model, not a curated record. Gene Ontology annotation, molecular function: ubiquitin protein ligase activity. Lineage: Eukaryota; Viridiplantae; Streptophyta; Magnoliopsida; Gentianales; Rubiaceae. The coding region runs from base 47 to 940 and encodes 297 amino acids. The transcript has 5 exons. Gene Ontology annotation, biological process: protein polyubiquitination; protein monoubiquitination.